Molecule: messenger RNA, 1050 nt
Organism: Coccidioides posadasii C735 delta SOWgp
Lineage: Eukaryota; Fungi; Ascomycota; Eurotiomycetes; Onygenales; Onygenaceae
Biological process (GO): vesicle-mediated transport
Cellular component (GO): membrane; Golgi apparatus
Molecular function (GO): small GTPase binding
Source: RefSeq, a predicted model, not a curated record
AUGGCCAACCGCGGCUACGACGUUGUCGUCGAUAUAGAUGCUGAGGGCGACCUUGGGCACACCGACCUCCAAGAGGACCUGGAAUUCCACACCUCAAACUUUGAGGAGAGUUCCCGCAAUGCCAACAAGUCCCGUCCCGAUUCGACCCCAUUCCUAGGAGGCAGCUCCUCCCGACGAGACACCUCUCCCGGCGGCACACCUUCCAAGCAUCGCUUUUGGACUCUAUCAUACUACGCACAGUAUUUCGACGUGGACACCAGCGAAGUCUUCCGGCGUUGCACGGCAACGUUAUAUCCGCGCUCUAAUUUCCUUGAUGUUUUAGACGGCAAUGCGGAUCUCUACGGGCCCUUUUGGAUCGCCACCACCGUCGUCGUGAUACUUUUCCUUACCGGAACUAUUUCCCAAUAUCUCGCCCGUGAGAAAAAAGGUCACUUUGAGUAUGAUUUCCGCCUCCUGUCUGGUGCCGCAGGGCUUGUGUACGGAUACACGGGUGUCAUUCCCAUCGCUCUGUGGGGAGCAUUACGCUGGUUCGGGAGUACCAGUGCAGACUUAAUUGAGUGCUGGGCUCUCUAUGGCUAUGCCAAUCUUAUUUGGAUCGCCGUUGCUUUGGUGAGCUGGAGUCCGCUUACGGCCCUCAACUGGGUGCUUGUGGGCGUUGGGUUCGGAUGGACGGUCUUUUUCUUGCUACGGAAUUUGUAUCCCGUUCUUAGCACGGCGGACACAAGAGCAAGCAAGAUCUUGUUAAUCCUGGUCAUUGUGUUACAUGCUGGACUGGCCAUUGCGAUCAAAGUCCUCUUUUUCGCUCACGGAAGUCCGGCAAAGAAGCACAAGGACAAGGGCAAGGAUGAUGACGAUAAGGAUAAAAUGGCACGCAUGCUCUUCUGAUUAUGACAUGAUUCCGCUUGCUUUUUUGGUCUUCCGCAACUCUGUUCCAUUGUAUUUUAGACCCGUCUAUGUCCCGUAAAUGUCGGCAUCUAAGCUGACUCUGUAACUUCUAAGCACACGGUAGUCGCGAGAUGAAAGAAGAAAUUGAACUUGUUGAUUUCCGAG